Nicotiana attenuata is the source of this 2780-nucleotide messenger RNA. RefSeq names its product glyoxysomal processing protease, glyoxysomal. Gene Ontology annotation, cellular component: peroxisome. Bases 176 to 2443 code for a protein of 755 amino acids. The transcript has 14 exons. Gene Ontology annotation, molecular function: serine-type endopeptidase activity. Lineage: Eukaryota; Viridiplantae; Streptophyta; Magnoliopsida; Solanales; Solanaceae. The record is from RefSeq and is a predicted model, not a curated record. Gene Ontology annotation, biological process: protein processing.
AUAAAUAAAAAAACUGAUAGUUUCGCUUGCCUCGAAAGUGGUGAACAGCAAUCCAACUGCCGUGGUCAGCCCUUAGCUUCCCUGCAACCAUGUUUGGAUUCACCAAAUUAUUGCCAUAAUAAAACUCCGAUUCUUUAGGCUUCCAGCGGCAGCUGACGCCUAAAUUAUUUUUGGCAUGGGUCUUCCUGAAGUGGUCGAUGUUGCCCGCAAUUAUGCCGUCAUGGUCAGAAUUCAAGGCCCGGACCCAAAAGGCCUAAAAAUGCGAAAACAUGCUUUCCACUUGUACAAUUCUGGGAAGACGACACUAUCAGCAUCUGGGAUGCUUUUGCCCAGUUCCUUUGUUAAUGCUUCAGUGUCUAAGCAGAUUCAAGGUGAAAGCAAGUUGCACUCUUUUGGAGGUCACUUCUUGGUUUUAACUGUUGCUUCUGUUAUUGAGCCUUUUGUUGUACAACAGGAUAGAGGGGACAUAUCAAAGGAUAAGCCGGAGCUGAUUCCUGGUGCUCAAAUUGAUAUACUGCGGGAGGGAGGAAAUACAUUGCAGAAUGAUAUCAAAGUGACUAACAAAGAGGGUUUGAACUGGCUACCUGCAGAACUCCUAAGAGUGGUUGACAUCCCUGUGUCAUCUGCUGCUGUCCAGUCCCUAGUUGAAGGUUCGUCUAGUUCAAUUGAACAUGGGUGGGAGGUUGGUUGGUCCCUAGCUGCCUAUGGAAAUUCCCGUCAAUCAUUUACUAACACUAAGCGCACACAGGUUGAGCAAAUUUCUUUCCCAAGUCAAACUCCAAUGAUGGAGGCGCAGUCAAGCCUGCCAAGUGUGAUAGGAACAUCAACUACAAGAAUUGCUCUUCUCAGAGUUUCUUCAAAUCCAUAUGAGGACCUGCCUAAAUUAAAAAUGUCUACCUGGAGUAGGAGAGGUGAUCUUCUUCUGGGUAUGGGUUCUCCUUUCGGCAUCUUGUCUCCCAGUCACUUUUUCAACAGCAUAUCAGUUGGGUCCAUUGCAAACAGCUAUCCACCUAGUCCAAAGAAUAAAGCACUGUUGAUUGCUGACAUCCGUUGUCUCCCUGGAAUGGAGGGUAGCCCAGUGUUAGGGGAACAUGCAGAGCUUAUUGGUGUUCUGUCUCGGCCACUCAGACAAAGGGCUACUGCUGCUGAAAUUCAGAUGGUGAUUCCAUGGGAAGCUAUUACAUCUGCUUGUGGUAGCCUGCUUAAAGAAGAGCUACAAACUAGGAGAAAGAUCCAUUUUGAUAAUGGAAACCUAAUCAGUGUUAAAAAAGAAUCACCCUCCAAUAAUAUUCGGGAUGGACCUGCCAAUGAUACUCUAGAGCAUCUCCUAAUAGGUCAUGUUCCCCCGUCCUUGAUUGAGAAGGCAAUGACAUCUAUCUGUCUUAUCACUGUUGAUGAUGGAGCAUGGGCUUCUGGAGUUUUGCUCAACAAGCAGGGUCUUCUUCUUACAAAUGCUCAUCUUCUAGAGCCAUGGAGAUUUGGAAAAACAUCUGUAAAUGGUUCAGGAUAUAACACCAAAUCUGAUGUAGUUCUCAUCCCUUCUGAUCAAUCUGAACAUCCAGGGGCUGAGAAAUUUGACAUUCAGCGUAUGAAUAAACAUUUGAUUCAAAAGGAACUAAGAACUCCGCAUUUCUUGGUUGACAAUGAGCAGGGUAGCUUUAGAGUUAACCUGGCAAACACAGGCAGUAGGACCAUUCGUGUUCGCUUGGAUUUUAUGGAUCCCUGGGUAUGGACAAAUGCAAAGGUGGUUCAUGUCUCCAGAGGACCUCUGGAUGUUGCAUUACUACAACUUGAGCUAGUUCCAGAUCAGCUCUGUCCCAUUACUGCUGACUUCAUCUGCCCAUCCCCUGGAUCAAAAGCAUACAUUCUAGGACAUGGGCUAUUUGGACCACGAUGUGACUUCCUUCCAUCUGCUUGUGUGGGUGCAAUAGCUAAGGUAGUUGAAGCAAAGCGGCCUCUGCUCAACCAAUCAAGUUUAGGAGGACAUUUUCCGGCAAUGCUUGAAACAACGGCUGCUGUACACCCUGGUGGUAGUGGUGGAGCUGUUGUUAAUUCAGAAGGACACAUGAUUGCCCUUGUGACAAGUAAUGCUAGACAUGGUGGAGGGACGGUCAUUCCACAUUUGAACUUCAGCAUUCCAUGUGCAGCUUUAGAGCCCAUCUUCAAGUUUGCUGAAGACAUGGAGGAUCUAUCACCGUUAGAAUAUCUUGACAAACCAGAUGAACAGCUUUCUUCUGUGUGGGCAUUAACUCCGCCUUUAUCUUCCAAGCAAACUCCCUCUAUGCUUCAUCUGCCAAUGCUUCCUCGAGGAGAUACUGACAGUGAUACAAAGGGUUCUAAAUUUGCAAAGUUUAUAGCUGACAGUGAGGCGAUGCUGAAGAGUGCAACUCAACUUGGCAAGGUUGAACGUCUUUCAAAUAAACUCCUGCACAGUAAGUUAUGAUAGCGUACCCAUUGGUCUCACAAGCAAGUCAGAUAGCAAUAAGGCGCUACAACACUGAUGCUUCAAACGCCCAUGACUACGAAAGGAUCACCAAGGACUGGAGCCAUGUAUCAUAGAAGCAUCAUCCGAAGCUGGGAUUGUAUACCAAGAUUCUUCGUUGUCAUAAAUGUUAGUUGCCUGAAUGUGCAACCAGGGGUGAAGACGAACUUGUGAUGAAUAAGUGAAAUAGAUUAUAGCCAUACUUGUACAAUAAAUGUCAACUGUACGCAUUUGAUCUUGAGGAUUUAUUCUUUUAUGUAUAAAUUUUUGGUGGAGGGGUGUAUUUGCAUUUGGUUUA